ACAGACAUAAUUGACCACAGUUUUGCAGUAGAAUGGAUGCAGGACUUCGAGACUUUUCAGGAUGCCCUGAAUCAAGAGACAUCCUAUGUCAGCAACCUGACUCGUUCUAUGAGCUUAGUGUUGGAUGAAUUUUACAGUUCUCUAAAGGUGGUUGGUGUUUCUGCUGUGCUGGGCACAGGACUGGAUGAUUUUUUUGUUCAGCUUUCUAAAGCUGUAGAUGAAUAUGAGAGAGAAUAUCGUCCAGAAUAUGAGCGCCUGAGAAAAACACUGGAGAAGGCUCAAGAUAAACAGAAGAGAGAGCAGCUGGAACACUUGUGGAAGGACAUGGGCAGCGUGUGUGUGCAGGGCAACACACUUACAGGGUCUGAUGAUGCUUCUGCAAUGGGUCCCUCUGAGCUGAUCCUAACACGAGGAGCUCUUGAUGAAGAAGAAGAAGAGAGGGAGAGUGAUACUGAUGAUAUUGAUCAUGAAGUUACUGAGGAAAGUCAUGAGGAACCAGCCUUCAGAAACUUUAUGCAAGAGGCACGGAUGAAAUACCAGAGGAGCAAUCCAAACAAAUGUGACCUUCAGAAAUAGAGGGUUUGGAAUCCCUUGUAAUGGAGAUAAAAGUAAAGGAACAGCAUAAA
Molecule: messenger RNA, 626 nt
Organism: Apaloderma vittatum (bar-tailed trogon)
Lineage: Eukaryota; Metazoa; Chordata; Aves; Trogoniformes; Trogonidae
Gene: GPN1
Product: GPN-loop GTPase 1
Exons: 6
Molecular function (GO): GTPase activity
Source: RefSeq, a predicted model, not a curated record